UCAUCCAGUCGCCCAGCUGUUUGCUAAAGGCGAGUGGUCGCUGGUCGCCUGGCGAAUCAACAAAUCCUGCUAUGAGAAAGGCGAAUGAAAUAAAAGGUCCAGGAAGGUUACCAAGCAAUGCCAACAUGACCUAAUUAAUAAUAAUGAGCAAAGCCUUUGCCCUAGUAAGAUUUGGUCUUGAAUUUUGGCGUGAUGUAACGUUGUGGUGUGGAGGACGGUAAGCUUUCGCUACAACACAGGCAAAGUUUGAUGUCUUCGUCGUUCAUGUAGUGCUCGCGCCUCGACGCGUGGACUGAUAAAUUCUUCUCGCGAUGGGGACAACAGUGGGAUAUGCGUUCAGAAAACUUUCUGUUUAUGUAUCAGCUGUGGCCAUGAUAUUAUUUGCGAUCGUCAAUAUAACCCUGUUGAAACUCCUGUCAUUCGUUUCCCCGGGACUGAUGAGGAAAAUCCAUCUAAAAAUGGGAGAGAAAUCGACGAUGACUCAAAAUCCCAAAUUCAGAUACGAAGACUGGGGUCCGACUUUCUUUUCUCUGAGGUUCAUUAAAACCGUGCUCUCCGUGAACUGGUGCUCGCUGGGCCUGGAGGCGUUUGAGGGGCACGCGGCUCCGGACACAGCUUUAUUCACCCUGGAUGGACAGAAAACGAGCAUUCAUCGUUUUCUUAAAGGGAACCGUCCACUGGUUCUGAGUUUUGGAAGCUGCACAUGACCCCCAUUUCUCUACAAGCUUGAUGAGUUCAAACAACUUGUCAAGGACUUCAGUGAUGUGGCAGAUUUCCUCAUUGUUUACCUUGCAGAAGCGCAUGCAACUGAUGCUUGGGCCUUUGCAAACAACGUUGACAUCAGCGUGCACAAAAACUUGGAGGAGAGACUGGCUGCGGCCCGGACCCUGGUCAAAGAAGACACCCUCUGCCCUGUGGUAGUGGAUGAGAUGACCAACAUCACAGCCAGCAAAUACGGAGCCCUGCCUGAGCGCCUCUAUGUCAUUCAGAGUGGGAAAGUUAUCUAUCAGGUGAGUGUUUUGGUGGCAUCGGACCUUGCGGGUACAACCCUGAGGAGGUUCGAAAAGUUCUGGAGAAAAUUAAUUAAAAGGGAAAAAAUGGAAGUUUUAUAUCCAUGACAGUAUCUUUAGCAUAUAUUUUUUUAAUGGAAUAUGUAACCAAAAUGUUUUUUGUAAACAUUUGAGAUACAUUUUGUUUCUAUGCAAAUGCAUAAUUAUCAUAGCAGCAUUGUAUUCAAAGACUAUAUAAAUAUCCAUCAGCAGAGACUGUGAAGGGCAUCUGUGCUUUUAAGAUUUUUUUCUGAACUUGUGACUGUAAAUGAUGCUUACAGGGUAAAACUGUGUGAACUGUAAACUGAUAAUUCACUCAUUUGUUCUAAACAAAUUGAGGAGCACAGAUUUCACAAAAUAUACAGAGUUUUCAACAACUAUUCAAAUAAACGGUCAUUUAU
Onychostoma macrolepis is the source of this 1450-nucleotide messenger RNA. Its product is annotated as type I iodothyronine deiodinase-like. Gene Ontology annotation, molecular function: thyroxine 5'-deiodinase activity. The record is from RefSeq and is a predicted model, not a curated record. The transcript is spliced from 4 exons. Lineage: Eukaryota; Metazoa; Chordata; Actinopteri; Cypriniformes; Cyprinidae.